Messenger RNA from Boeremia exigua, 1459 nucleotides. Its product is annotated as Alpha/Beta hydrolase protein. Gene Ontology annotation, molecular function: hydrolase activity. The record is from RefSeq and is a predicted model, not a curated record. Bases 123 to 1028 code for a protein of 301 amino acids. Lineage: Eukaryota; Fungi; Ascomycota; Dothideomycetes; Pleosporales; Didymellaceae. The transcript has 2 exons.
AUUCCGCGAGCGUUUGUUUGACUGUCUUUCGUUUGCAUCUCUCCCUCCUUUUGGCUACUCCACGGCUGCCUCCACCGACUACUCGCUCCUUCCCUUCACCCUUUACGGCCGCAAUCGACGCGAUGAUUCCCCGGACGUUCGCUCUUGCAGGACUUUACGCCACUGCCGUGCUUGCCGUCUGUACCAAGCUUGAGGACUGUCCAGAGUACGAAACGCUGAAGACGAACGACUGCCAGCAGUUUCACCAUUUCCUUCUGCGUGGCUCAACCUCGCCGUACCCAGGCCAUGUCAUCUCGACGGUGGCCAAGGUCUGCGACCAGUUCAACAACGAGAGCACGCCCCACGCCUGUGGAUACGAGGACAUCGAAUACGCGGCCAUGAACGGUGGCGAGCGGUGGUGCCAGAGCGCACACGAGGGUGCUCUGAACGGCGCCGCGCAGAUGCGCAACUACACAGAGCGCUGCCCAGACAGCCACUUGAUUCUGAUGGGCUUCAGCCAGGGUGGCAGCGUUGGCCUUGACAUAUUGGGUGGCGGCGGUGGCGAGCUCUGGGGCUGCAUGCAGGAAAGCAAUCCGGCCAUGGACAUCUCGACUACGCCUGGGUCCAAAGUCGCAGCAGCCCUGAUGUACGGCCCCACACGCCGCUCCGCAAACCAGACCUGGACUGUUGGUGGCGGCGAGAUCAGCGACGGCGGCGCGCCUCGAACCGACGAGCAGAACGCAGGCCUAAAGCCCUACGCUGAAGCUGGUAUCCUGCGCGAGUACUGCCAGCCGCGCGACCCCAUCUGCGCGCCGCACACGAAAGACACCGAGAUGGCCUUCCACCUCGACUACUUCGACAAGUACAGCGACGAUGCUUCGGCUUGGGUCGCUGAUCUGGCGAAGAAGGCUGCCACAAAGAACACAAGCAACGACGAGAAUCAGAGCGACGGGGACCAGCCGAGUGCUGGCGACAGGCUCAAGGCGGGAAUCAAGCACCCAAUUGGCAACUUCGUCGUCGGCUUUGCCGUGCUGGUCGCGUUAUUGUGAGUGCUUUCUGAUUCCGGAGCCAGCAGAUCAAUCAUGAUCACUGGAGACGACUACCGUCUGCAACGUUAAUGGAUGUAACGAACCACAACUCAUGCCUACCAGUUUCCUCAUCCGCCGAAUCAUGAUGUGGAGAACCUCGUCUUCUCGCUUGUCCUCGUAUCGACCCGUCAAUACCUCUGAGAACCCCUGAGCCACACGGCUACGCCCGCCAUGCGAAACGAGCCGCGCCACGACGCGUACAUAGGCUUGUAAAGUGCUUGGCAAAACUGCCGGUAGCCGAGCUGUGGCGCUCGGUGUUUGGGUAGAAAGAUUCCCUACCCCGUCAUCACUUGCAUGACACUAGUAGACAAGUGAGGUUGUGAUCGGUUAAUAACAGAUGCUGCCCAUGUUGUUGCACUUCUGAACAUGCAAUAUACCCUUUUAUAAUUUCU